GAGAUGGUGGCCCGAACGUGCAGGCCACGCGACCAGUACUGCGGCCGAGACGGUUAUACGUGUGUCAAAAAGUGCUGCAAGCGUAACCAGAUGUACGUCCUCGAUGAUGAGUAAGAGCGCGGCGGUCGGCGGCGGUGGCUCGUCGAAUGGUGUACAUUGCUUACUACGCGUUGGACGACGAUCACGAUAGUGGUUAUGCCGACGCCGCCUAAACAGUGUGCGCAUACGAUGAAUACCGUCCGAUUGUGUUUCACCGUUACCGUCGCGUUUCUCGUUGUCACGAGUGACUGGUCAGCCACCGACGCUGAGGUCUGUUGCAACAGUAGUUCAGUCGCGAGCAGCACUGGAGUCGCGUCUUGCCAGAACAAAAAUCGAACGUUCCACAUGAUCGAGACGAUCAACGGCAAUUGUGAUGGCAAUCAGACGGCAGUGCAGGUCUGGAAGUGCUGUCCGCCAGGACAGCAGUACGAUCCGGAAGUGCGGUUUUGCGGACUGACCGGGAUGGACCGUGACGAGCACCGGUGGAGGAUGAUGCAGCGACUGUGGAACGGACUUCGGGCCGUGUCCGAUGCGGUGAUGGUGGGUUACGAUUAUGAGCAGCCAAAGUGCGAUGACAAGCAAGUGCUCGUCGACGUGCCCGCCGUGGAGGUGCGUAGGCUGAUGAAGGUGGACCCGUCGGCCGUCGAGUUGCCACCGGGUUACUGCAUCGACCUGACGCCAUCCGAUGAGAUGGUGGCCCGGACGUGCCGUCAACGCGACCAGUACUGCGGCCGGGGCAAUUACACGUGCGUCAAUAAGUGCUGCAACCAUGACCAGAUGUACGUCAACGAAGACGAUGGUUGGAAGUGCAAGCAGAGCGAGAAGCCGUUCACGAUGUCCACCUAUAAAACAGACGCGGACGGCCGUCUUGUGGGCCAGUCGAACAGCACGGUGCUGCCGUACAACGUUGAACUCCGUUGUUUCCCGAAACAAAUGCUGAAGGACGGGUUCAUGUUGACCAUGAAUGGCAGCCUUUACCUUACUGGCAAUGGCAAACUUGUACCGGAUUUCCGGUACUGCGUGGAUUAUUACGCCGAUGCCGGUGCACAGGUGGCCGCCGUCCUGCAGGCGUUCGUGUGCGACGAGAACUCACACGACAGCUGGGUGUACAUAUUUAUUCGGGCUAGUGACGUAGCGUCUGCCGUGUGCCUGACACUCACGCUAUUCGUGUACAACACACUGCCCAGCCUCCAGAACAGCCGCAACUAUUACGUAAAGUUCUACAUGGCCUGCGAGCUCGUGUCGUCGUGUAUGUACGCAAGUCAAUGGUUUACAGAAUACAUAAAAGGCCAUAAUUGCGUUCUAUACGGUUAUUUUACAUUAUUUGCAGUUCUGACAUCAAUUUGCUGGUUAAACGUAAUAUGCUUCGAUAUUUACUGGAUGUUAAGGUACAACAUUUCAAUAAACAGAAAUACAUCAAUAUCAGUUCGUACCAUUAUGUACCAUAUUUACUGUUGGGGAUUGUCAAGUAUUUGCGUAUUUACCGGUUAUUUAUUUCAACAUUCACAAAACGAAAUGCUAAUAUAUUUAGCACCUGAUAUUGGGCAUCCUGUUUGCUGGUUUAAUGACAAAACUCGCUACGGAAUUUUAAUUUUCUACCUGAUACCCUCCACUGUUAUGGUGACUACCAAUUUAACUAUGUUCUUCCUAACUGCUCUUUAUUUUUUGAGAAUUAAAUCUGAGAUCAACGGAUUCAAAGGGACACAUUCAAAACCAGAAAGUUGUCUUGUUUACAAAGAGAAAUUUGUAAUGAGCAUCAAACUAUUUCUGAUUAUGGGAAUCUCAUAUUUUCCUUGGAUACUAUGUUCUUUAUUCAAAUUUGAAGAGGGGAUCAUAUGGGACUUUUCUGAUGCAAUGACCAGUCUACAAGGAGUUUCCGUAUUUAUUAUAUUUGUGGCCAAACGAAAAGUUAUUUUGGACUUACGAAAUAAGUUUAAGGGUUCAAUGGAUCAGAGUGAAUCGACACAAAUUAACACUGUCACUGUGUCGUCAUAAAAGUGGCAGUGAACAGUGCUCGUUAAUGUUAUAAUGAUAUCUAAAUGUAAUAUGAAUAUAUUACCUAUGUAGAUAUUAUUAUAUUAUAUACUUCGUCUCUAGGCCCUAGGGCAUAAA
Molecule: messenger RNA, 2151 nt
Organism: Acyrthosiphon pisum (pea aphid)
Lineage: Eukaryota; Metazoa; Arthropoda; Insecta; Hemiptera; Aphididae
Product: G-protein coupled receptor Mth2
Exons: 7
Coding region: 196-2034 (612 amino acids)
Biological process (GO): cell surface receptor signaling pathway
Cellular component (GO): membrane
Molecular function (GO): G protein-coupled receptor activity
Source: RefSeq, a predicted model, not a curated record